Drosophila eugracilis is the source of this 3221-nucleotide messenger RNA. RefSeq names its product heat shock 70 kDa protein 4 (gene Hsc70Cb). Gene Ontology annotation, cellular component: nucleus; cytosol. The transcript has 7 exons. The record is from RefSeq and is a predicted model, not a curated record. Gene Ontology annotation, biological process: protein folding. Gene Ontology annotation, molecular function: ATP-dependent protein folding chaperone; ATP binding. Lineage: Eukaryota; Metazoa; Arthropoda; Insecta; Diptera; Drosophilidae. The coding region runs from base 232 to 2733 and encodes 833 amino acids.
CAUUUCCUUGCUGUGGUCAUACUAAUUAGUGAAAAACGUGCGGUGUCGAAUUGAAAUUGCUAGGAUUUGCCGUGGUCCCGAAGGUGAUUACCAAUUAUCAACCAAAACUAGCUGGAAAACAAAGAAAAACUCAGCGAUCACGUUCCGCCCCCAACAAAAAAAGAGAGAAGAUAACAACAAACACCCACUUAAUUUAAUCAAAAAAGCGGUAAGGACAAUAAGGAGGCGAAUAUGUCCGUGAUUGGCAUCGAUUUUGGCAACGAGGGCUGCUAUGUGGCGGCAGCCAGAUCCGGUGGAAUCGAGACACUGGCGAAUGACUACAGUCUCCGGGCCACGCCCUCCUUCGUGGCCUUCGAUGGCAAGAAGCGGAUUAUCGGCGUGGCCGCCAAGAACCAGCAGGUGACAAACAUGAAAAACACAGUUGGCGGAUUUAAGCGCCUGCUCGGACGCAAAUUCAAUGAUCCCCAUGUACAACACGAACUCACGAGCAUUCCAGCGCGAGUGGAGUCGCGCAGCGACGGCAGCAUCGGCAUCAAGGUGAACUACCUAGGCGAGGAUCAGCAUUUCAGUCCGGAGCAGCUGACCGCAAUGCUUUUCACCAAACUAAAGGAGACCUCUGCGGCCGCUAUGCAGACACAGGUUAAUGACUGCGUCAUCGCCUGUCCCGUCUUCUUUACCAACGCAGAGCGAAGGGCUCUUCUUGAUGCCGCUCAGAUCGCCGGACUGAAUGUCCUGCGACUUAUGAAUGAGACGACGGCAACGGCGCUGGCCUACGGUUUUUACAAGAACGAUCUGUUCGAGGACAAGCCGCGCAACGUGAUCUUCGUCGACUUUGGGCACUCGUCACUGCAGGCCAGUGCCUGUGCCUUUACCAAGGGCAAACUAAAGAUGCUAGCCAGCACCUGGGACCAAAUCGGUGGACGCGACUUUGACUUAGCCCUGGGCGAUUAUUUCGCUAAGGAGUUCCAGGAACGAUACAAGAUCAACGCCAAGACCAAUGCUCGUGCCAAUCUGCGUCUGCUAACCGAAAUCGAGAAAUUGAAGAAGCAGAUGUCGGCCAACAGCACCAAACUGCCGCUUAACAUCGAGUGUUUCCUGGAUGACAUUGACGUCUCAUCCUCUAUGCAGCGCUCCCAGAUGGAGGAGCUCUGCGCUCCCGUAUUGCAGCGCGUCGAACAGACGUUCAAGCGCCUGCUAGCCGAGUCGAAGCUACAGCUGGACGACAUUCACUCGGUGGAGAUCGUUGGCGGUAGCUCUCGCAUUCCAUCCGUGAAGCAGCUUAUUGAGCAGGUCUUUAACAAGCCAGCGAGCACAACUCUGAACCAGGAUGAGGCUGUGUCUCGUGGUGCAGCCCUUCAGUGCGCCAUUAUGUCGCCGGCCGUACGCGUCCGUGAAUUCGGCGUCACCGACAUUCAGAACUACGCCGUAAAAGUGCUGUGGGACAGUGAGGGAUCGGCCGCUCCGGGAGAGAUUGAGAUCUUCCCGCAGUACCAUGCAUCGCCGUUCAGCCGCCUGUUGACAAUCAACCGCAAGGGACCGUUCAACGUUUCGAUUGUUUAUGGCCAACAGGUGCCAUAUCCGGAUCAAACCAUUGGCGUGUGGAAAGUCAAGGAUGUUAAGCCAACGGAGCGCGGAGAGGGCCAGGAUGUGAAGCUGAAGGUGCGCAUUAACAACAAUGGCAUCGUGCUGAUCUCCUCGGCCACUUUGGUGGAAAAGAAAGAGGCAGAAGAGGCUGGCGAGCAGGUUGCCAGUGAGGAGAAGCCCGGCGAGCAAGCAAACAACACUGGCGAACCCGCAGAUGGUCAGCAGGAGGCAUAUUGUGAGAAUGAGGAUGAUAAUAAUACAUCAACAGCCUCAUCACCUGGCGGACAAGGGUGGGCACAGCGGGUCAAGGGCUGGUUUAGUUCGGGCGCUGAUAAAAAGAAAAAAGCCUCCAAGGCCACCGAGUUGCCGCUGGAGUGCACAACUCACGGUUUUAGCCCAAUCGACCUGGGAAAUUACACGCAGCAGGAGUCCAAAAUGAUUGGCAACGAUCAAAAGGAAACGGAACGUAUCGACGCUAAAAAUGCAUUGGAGGAGUUUGUUUACGAUAUGCGCAACAAACUGCAGGGUGGACCUUUGGAGCGAUUCGUUGUGGAGGCAGAGCGCGAGGCUAUUGUGGCUCAGUUGAAUGAUCUCGAGAACUGGCUUUACGAAGAUGGAGAGGACUGCGAGCGCGAGACUUACACUAGCCGACUGCAGGCACUUCACCAAAAGACGGAUCCUAUCAAGCUGCGAGCCAACGAUUAUGAGCAGGGCCCGGCUGCCUUUGAUGAGCUGAAGAACAGCAUUGCUAUUGCCCGCCUGGCGGUGGCCGAGUUCCGUAAGGGUGUGCCCAAGUACGAUCACCUGACGGAAACCGAGUUUAUCAACAUUUCGGAGACUGCUGACAAGGCGCAAAAGUGGUUGGAUGGCAAUUUGUCAAAGUUCACACAGUCGCCGCGCACCGCCGACAGUCCCGUCCAGGUUUCUGCUGUGCGCCAAGAGGUGCACACCUUAAAUGCAUGCGUCAGUUCGGUAAUCAACCGGGCGAAACCAAAGCCAACUCCGGCCAAGACAGCGACACCGCCCAAGGAUGAGGCGAAUGCGGAACAAAACGGUGGCGAGCCAGCUGGCAAUUCCGGCGACAAAAUGGACGUGGACAAUGGUGCCCAGAGCGCGCCAGGAAACGAUCCCUCCAUGGAUGUGGAGUGAGCAGCACCGCUUCAUCCGCAAUCCGGUUGUUCCCGGCUAUCAACGGUAUUGGCUAACGAUUAAUGAUAAUGAAUAUAAUUAUAACAAUAACUUAAACGGUAAACAUAUAUGAAAGAACAUUUGUAUAUGCACUUGCUUCAGGACUAGCAGAGAAAAACCAACCAAAAUCAAUACAACAAACAAAAUGCAACCAAUCUACAUGUGUAAGAAUUAUUUGAUCAAGUAAAACUGCAGCCGCUGGUGGAUCCAUAAAACGAUAAAUGGAUGCGGGCGAACAAUAGUAGCAAAAACAAAAAGUACGAGAGAAGAAACAUCUUACACGUCUACUGCUGCUGCUGCUGUGUUUAUAAUGCAAAACGAAACAGAAACAACCCUAAAACAAUUUCUAAUCGACCAUUUUUCAUAUAUUUGAAUAACAAAAUCAACAAGCGACACUAAAUGAAUGGAAUUCAAAUAAUCAAAUAAAAACAAAGAUGAUUCCAACUAAA